Molecule: messenger RNA, 1353 nt
Organism: Zasmidium cellare ATCC 36951
Lineage: Eukaryota; Fungi; Ascomycota; Dothideomycetes; Mycosphaerellales; Mycosphaerellaceae
Exons: 2
Coding region: 1-1353 (450 amino acids)
Molecular function (GO): catalytic activity
Source: RefSeq, a predicted model, not a curated record
AUGGGUUCCGUUGGCGAAACGACAUACUCCAUCCCCAAGGAAACCAAAAAGAUCUUCGAGAACGAAAUCCUGAACAACCCCCUGAUCCCGUCUCUCCCAUCGGAAAUCCACGAAGCAGGCAAACUCGUCCAUUUCACCGGCAACGACGCCCCAAGCAUCCCCAUCAACUGGCGUUUCGCAGAGAGCGCCACCGCGUUGAAAGCCUUCGAGGCCAGUCUGCUUAACGUGCUACGCAUCCGCAAGUACAAAGACCAGUGCAAACUCUCCGAAGUCGAGAUAAACACGGACCAUGCCUCGCUGUUUGUGAUGAGCCCCUUCCUCGCACAGGUCGUGGAGAAAGAUGGCAAGCCAAAGUCGAGUGGAGUAAACUUCCUGGACGCGAAAGCUGCUGAGAAGAUCGGGAUCAAGAAUACGGAUCUCCACCGUGCGGGCGCGACGUUGCAGAGGCAGCUUGCGACGAAUAUUUAUCAGACUAAGGAUGGGAGGUACUAUCAUGUGCACGGGAGUAUGAACCCCGAGCCGACGUUGACGGCGUUGGGGAUGGAUUUGGAGGGUGAUCCUAACGGGGAGAAGGACUAUAUCAUCAAGGGUUUUGAGGAGGUUGUCGGCAAGAUUGAUUCCAAGGACCUGGAUGCGCUGAUGAACGAGAAAUAUCGCCAGGCGGGCACGAUCUGUUGGUCGACGGAGGAGUUCAAGCAGAGCGAGCAUGGGAAGGCGAAUGCGCAUGUGGGGUUGUAUGAGUUGGAGAGGGAUGCGGGUACAGAGCAGCCGCCUUCGUGGUGGCCUGAAAAUAGUUCGGUGCCUUCGUCGCCGAGCAGGCCUUUGGCUGGGUUGAAGGUUGUUGAUCUCACGAGGAUUAUCGCGGCGCCUACGAUUACGAGAUGUCUUGCCGAGAUGGGGGCCAGCGUGAUGAGAGUGACAUCGCCUCAUGUCACGGAUAUGUCGACUCUGCAUCAGGACUUGAAUUGGGGCAAAUGGACACCUCACCUCCACCUCAAAGACGAAUUCGACCGCCUCAAACUCCUCGAACUAAUCAAAGAAGCCGACGUCGUGGUCGAAGGCUACCGCCCCGAAGUCAUGAAGAAAUACGGUCUCAGCCGUCAAGAGAUCUUCGAACUCGUCAAAGGCCGUGGAAGAGGUAUCAUCCACGUCAAGGAGAACUGUUACGGCUGGAACGGCCCCUGGCAGCAUCGUAGUGGAUGGCAGCAGAUCAGUGAUGCCGUUCGUCCCCACCAAGCCGCUUUUCCUCCACACUCAAAUCCUCCGGCCAGUACGCCUGAUCAACCCCAUUCCCCCUCGUGCCCACAUUAUACCUCAACUCGACCCCAUCCGCAAACCUCGCCACCGGCAUAA